Messenger RNA from Gossypium raimondii (Peruvian cotton), 860 nucleotides. Its product is annotated as non-specific lipid transfer protein GPI-anchored 31. The record is from RefSeq and is a predicted model, not a curated record. Gene Ontology annotation, molecular function: lipid binding. The transcript has 3 exons. The coding region runs from base 80 to 649 and encodes 189 amino acids. NCBI's taxonomy places the organism in Eukaryota, Viridiplantae, Streptophyta, Magnoliopsida, Malvales, Malvaceae. Gene Ontology annotation, biological process: lipid transport.
UUAAUUCCACCAUUAAACCUGUCCAUUGUCGUCUCCUUUUCCAAACAAUCAAAAGAUUCAGAACCCACUCUUUUCGACAAUGGCAGUAUCAACAUUCUCUUUUGCUUUGAGCCUUGCCAUUCUCUCAAUCUGGGCCGUUGAUGCUGCUCACCACCAUGCGACAGCGCCAUCCCCUUCUUCUUCUUCAUCCUCCUCUUCCUCCACCGUGGACUGCUCGACUCUGAUACUGAACAUGGCGGAUUGUUUGUCGUUCGUGUCAAGUGGGAGCGAGGUGUCGAAACCGGAAGGGAGUUGCUGUUCUGGAUUGAAAACCGUGUUGAAAACGGGCCCUGAGUGUUUAUGUGAGGCAUUUAAGAGCAGUGCUUCAAUGGGUGUUUCAUUGAAUGUCACUAAGGCCUCUACAUUGCCUGCUGCUUGUAAAGUUUCUGCUCCUUCUUCUACAAACUGCGCUGCAUCUGUCACUCCUGCUGGUGCCCCAGAUGUGGAACCAUCAGCAACAGCAGGUGCACCCACAACAUUCUCUGCAGCAAAUGAGGUAGCACCAACACCAGCUCCGGGAAUCUCAGGCUCUGCGGUGCUUUCGGUUUCGGCCGGAUCUAUUGUCGUAGGCAUUAUAAGUAUGUUGGUGUCGGGCUACGUACUACGUUAAAAACGUUACGGAUUAUUGGACAUGAGAGUGAGAGAGAGAUUAUUGUUUAUUGAUGUGUGGUUGUAAUAGAUUUAUGUUUCAUUUUGUGGGGUUAUUGGAAACUCUUUGAGCUUUGGACCAUCCUCUAAAAUUUAGUGCUAUAGUGUUCUAUAUUUGUUUCCCAUUUAUUUCUCCACUAAAUUGAACCCUAAGAAGGUAUUUUCCCCCUCAA